Penicillium nucicola is the source of this 1488-nucleotide messenger RNA. Its product is annotated as cytochrome P450. The transcript has 6 exons. NCBI's taxonomy places the organism in Eukaryota, Fungi, Ascomycota, Eurotiomycetes, Eurotiales, Aspergillaceae. Gene Ontology annotation, molecular function: heme binding; oxidoreductase activity, acting on paired donors, with incorporation or reduction of molecular oxygen; iron ion binding. Bases 1 to 1488 code for a protein of 495 amino acids. The record is from RefSeq and is a predicted model, not a curated record.
AUGGAUGCACUUGGACUGGCUCUGUAUGGGACUGUCGUAUUUUUCAUAGUCUCGCUCGUCAGAUAUGCUCUCGCGAGCCAACGACCAAAGGACUUUCCUCCAGGUCCACCAUGUCUUCCUAUCAUUGGAAAUCUUCAUCAAAUUCCACUUAGCAGAGCAUAUCUACGAUGGCAGGAAUGGAGUAAGCAGUAUGGCAGCAUCGUCGGCUUCAAGCUGGGUCCUAAGAACGCCGUCGUUCUAAACAGCUACACCCACGUAAAAGAACUCUUCGACAAGCGUGGCGCCAAGUAUUCCAGUCGACCCGAAAGCUACGUCAACGGGGAACUACUAUGCCCAAAUGAAAUCCACAUCCUUUUCGCAUCCUACGGUCCAAAGUGGCGAGCUCUACGCAAGGCUGUACAAGGAUUCCUUAAUGUCAAGGCUGUUGAUGCACUGCAUCCCCUACAGCUAGCCGAGUCCACGCAGACAAUGUGUGAUCUGCUCGAUGAGCCAUCCAAUUAUUACGAUCACAUUCGGCGCUACUCAACUGCGGUUAUUCUUGCUUCUGUUUUCGGGCAGCGAGGUGCGAGCUUCCAGUCACCUAAGGUUCAGGCUUUGUACCGCGUUGAAGAUCGGUUUACGGUGAUUCUCGAGCCGGGUGCAACUCCUCCGGUAGACGCCUUUGGGUUUUUGAAGUAUAUCCCGGAAUUUCUCAGUCCGUGGAAGAUUGAGGCGAGAGAGAUUAGGAAGGAGCAGAGUUCACUUUAUCAUACUCUGCUGAGUGAAACGAAGGAUCGUAUUCAGAGGAAGAUCUCGCCGCCUUGUUUUAUGCAGAAGGUGAUUGAAGACCAGGAAAAUAAUCAAUUUACCCCCGAGCAGAUGGCUUACUUGGGAGGAAUAACGAUGGAGGCUGGAUCGGAUACCACAUCGUCCACGUUACUCGUAUUUGUACUUGCUAUGGCUCAGCACCCGGAGGUUCUCAAACAGGCACAAGAAGAGACUCUACGAUGGCGUCCAAUUGCACCCGGUGGCAUCCCCCAUAUGUUGACAGAAGAUGAUAGCUACGAGGGCUACGUCCUUCCAAAGGGAACCAUAGUUUUCUAUAAUGCAUGGGCCAUCCACAUGGACGAACUCGAAUACGAUUCACCCGAAAUGUUCGAGCCCGCUCGCUGGCUUGACAAUAAGUUUGGUUGCAAGUCGGCGUUAGAUAUCGAUGAUGACCAUCGCAGGACGACCUACUCAUUUGGUGCUGGGAGGCGGGUCUGUUCUGGCCAAAGACUGGCUCAAAACUCACUGAUGCUCAAUAUGGCCAAGUUGGUUUGGCUCUUCGACCUUCGACACGAUGGCUUGGAAAGUUUGGAUAUGGACAUACGUUCUGCUUUCACUGAUGGAAUUAUUGUUGCACCAAGGAAGUUUCCUGUCCAAUGUGUUCCUCGCUCUGAUCAGCAUGCCAGAGUUAUCCGAGAUGAGCUCCAAAGAUCUCGGAAUCUUUUAGCGACUUAUGAGUGA